UAUGAACUAUCGGCCAAACAUGUUUCUAUGCGAUACGUGCGAAUGCGUGAUUGCGUGAUGUGACAUCUCGUAUUGGUAAAAAGAGUGACACCAAGUGACACAAAAUCAUAAAGCGGACGGACUCAUAAUCCAGAGUUUAUUUAACUCGGAUUUUGCAGCACGCGAUAUACAUUGCAAAUUGCAAUUUUUCACUGCACCGUUUUUCACGGAAAGCCUCAGAAUUAUUUUGUCAAAAUGGCACAAGAAGUUGAAGAAACUAUGAAACGAAUUCAGUCUCAUAAAGGAGUAGUUGGGACAAUAGUAGUGAACGCGGAAGGCAUACCUAUUAAAUCAACGUUAGACAAUACAACAACGGUUCAAUAUGCAGGCUUGAUAAGUCAGUUGUCGGAUAAGGCUCGCUCCGUCGUACGUGACUUGGAUCCAACGAAUGAUUUAACCUUUUUACGCAUACGUAGCAAAAAACAUGAAAUUAUGGUUGCACCGGACAAGGAAUUCAUAUUAAUCGUAGUACAAAAUCCAGUUGAUUGAUAUUUAAAUGAGACAACGGUAUAUUGCAAAAUAAUGAGCUUUACUUCUCUCUGGUUGCUUAAUUUAUUCUAUGAGCUAUAUUGGACUUUAAUAUUUAUUCAAUCAGCUAAUGAAAACAACGUGAACAUUAUAUAAAUGCAAUAUUUUUUAGCCAACUUCGCAAAUUGUUAGCUUUAAAACAGCGCUUUUUCUUUGAUACAAUGCAAUGAAUACAUUUUAAUGUUCUCACAAAUUAUAAUUUGGCAAUAUGAAUAAAUAUUAUAUUUAUUAUAUCUGAGAU
This is a messenger RNA of Ooceraea biroi (clonal raider ant), 808 nucleotides long. RefSeq names its product dynein light chain roadblock (gene robl). The record is from RefSeq and is a predicted model, not a curated record. Gene Ontology annotation, biological process: microtubule-based movement. NCBI's taxonomy places the organism in Eukaryota, Metazoa, Arthropoda, Insecta, Hymenoptera, Formicidae. Gene Ontology annotation, cellular component: cytoplasmic dynein complex.